AUGGUGCAGUAUUUCACGAGCCGAGGGUAUGCGUUCUGCUUCUCCAACUAUACCGGCUCAUCUGCCCACGGGAAAACGUACCGGGAAGCAUCAAGAGGGGAAUUUGGUGUAGUCGACCGUGACGAUGUGAUCGAAACGGUCCGAUAUCUCGCGAAAUCUGGGCGGGUUGAUGGUUCUCGCGUUGGUAUCGAAGGCGCGAGCUCGGGCGGUUACUGUGUGUUGCAAUACUUGACACGAUAUCCGGACGUGUUUGCCGGAGGAAUCAGCAUGUGUGGUGUCAGCGACCUCAAGACACUGGACGAGGAAACGCAUAAGCUGGAGUUACAUUACCUGCAGACGCUCCUAGGACUCGAAGACAAAACCGAGGAAGAAAAGCUUGGUCUGUUCCGGGAACGCAGUCCUUUGUAUUAUGCCCAACACAUCGCUUCUCCAUUGCUACUGAUCCAUGGAGAUGCCGACCCGGUGGUGCCCAUUGGGCAGAGCGAGGAUAUCAAGCAGGCAGUCGGAGGAAACGAUGGAGAUGUCAAGAUGGUCGUUCUCAGAGGCAAAGGACACAUGUUCAGGCACGCUGAUAAUAUGAAGUUGGCAUUAGUCGAGUGUGAGGAGUGGUGGAAGAAGACGUUGUUGCGAAUUCCAAGUUGA
Molecule: messenger RNA, 642 nt
Organism: Sordaria macrospora k-hell
Lineage: Eukaryota; Fungi; Ascomycota; Sordariomycetes; Sordariales; Sordariaceae
Biological process (GO): proteolysis
Molecular function (GO): serine-type peptidase activity
Source: RefSeq, a predicted model, not a curated record